Messenger RNA from Mobula hypostoma (lesser devil ray), 2445 nucleotides. RefSeq names its product 5'-AMP-activated protein kinase subunit gamma-1-like. Gene Ontology annotation, molecular function: protein kinase binding; AMP binding; protein kinase regulator activity. The coding region runs from base 85 to 1122 and encodes 345 amino acids. The record is from RefSeq and is a predicted model, not a curated record. The transcript is spliced from 13 exons. Lineage: Eukaryota; Metazoa; Chordata; Chondrichthyes; Myliobatiformes; Myliobatidae. Gene Ontology annotation, biological process: regulation of catalytic activity; protein phosphorylation. Gene Ontology annotation, cellular component: nucleus; nucleotide-activated protein kinase complex; cytoplasm.
CUGGGAAUGGAGCGCUGCUGAAGGAGGAGGCUUUCAUGUGUGUGCGGUUUAAACUUGAUCUAUGCUGAGAGCGCCGGACACAGAAUGCAAGAAGCUUGUGAGGAGCCAAUAGAACAGCUUUCAGAUCAGGACUGCAGCCUGUUUGAAAAGUUUCUGCCUGACAAUAUUGGGUCGGAGCCAGAUGCUACCAUCUACAUGAACUUCAUGAAAGCACAUCAGUGCUACGACGCCAUCCCCACCAGUUCCAAACUUGUUGUCUUCGAUACGACCUUGCAGGUGAAGAAAGCCUUCCUGGCAAUGGUCGCCAAUGGUGUGAGAGCCGCCCCUCUCUGGGACAGCAAGGAGCAAUGUUUUGUGGGCAUGCUGACUAUUACUGACUUCAUCAACAUCUUGCACAGAUACUACACGUCUCCGAUGGUGCAAAUCUAUCAGUUGGAGGAACACAAGAUUGAGACUUGGAGAGAGAUUUACUUACAAGGUUCCUUUAAGAAACUGGUCAGUAUUUCACCGAAUGACAGCCUAUUUGAUGCCGUUUACUCCUUAAUUAAGAAUAAAAUUCAUCGACUGCCGGUGAUCGACCCUGUAUCUGGCAAUGUGCUUUAUAUCCUGACGCACAAACGCAUCCUGAAGUACUUCCACCUUUUUGUCUCAAAACUCCCCAAGCCGAGUUUUAUGAAGAAGACUCUUAGAGAGCUUGGGAUCGGGACGUAUGAGAAUGUGGCCCUGGUGGAAGAGACGUCAACAGUGUAUGAAGCUCUUGGCGUCUUUGUGUCAAGGAGGGUGUCUGCUCUGCCUGUUGUCAAUAAGCAGGGUAAAGUGGUGAAUCUGUACUCAAGGUUCGAUGCCAUAAAUCUGGCUGCCCAGAAAGCUUACAACAACCUGGAUGUCAGUGUGAAGGAGGUUCAGGAGCAGAGGUGGCACUGCUUCGAGAACGUUCUCAAGUGCUAUGCUCACGAGACCCUGGAAGUCAUCAUUGAACGCCUGGUCAAACAUGAGGUCCAUCGGUUGGUAUUAGUGGAUGAGGAGGAUAUGGUGCACGGGAUUGUCUCUCUGUCCGACAUGCUCCAAGCAUUGGUCCUCUCUCCAGCAGAUCCCAAGGGCCAGUUCCUGCAUUCCACCUGAGAUCAGUACGCUUUUCAGGAGCACGCAGAUCAUGCGUUGAUGGGAUGUAAACGGAUUUCAGAGAAGGAACACUCCUAGCAGGAACAGCUUCCUGACAAAUGCCAACCUUUCCAUGAUCUUCACGGGAAAGGAUUUCCUACAGUGACAGUCUUAGGCUUUAAUGUCCUGUUUUAAGCUUGCUCUUUAAGGCUAUAUUCCUGUCUAUACUAUUUCUGCAGCACCUUUGGGUUGAAGAUCGAGAUAGCAGGAGAAGGAAGUUAAGUUGAUGCACAAUAGAAAUGAGGUUCACCAUAAACAAAAUGCAAUUAUGAUUGUCGUUUAAUUCUUGUUUUGCACUUGAUUAGAAGCACAGAUUUAGAUUGAAGUUGUAUGCUGAUUUUACAGGUUGCUUCAGUGUGGUGUGGGGGGUAUGCAGUGAAACUAAUUAGCUCAACCCCAUGGUUAACAAUCAGACAUGUGCUGUUAAAUUGAUAGUUUGAAAGUUUGGAAGAUAAGCGAUAAACAUAAAAAUGCCUAUUUCUACCAGGGUGUAUCGAGGGCCUGUGAAAACCUGUCCCGAGUCACGGCUGAUCCUCUAUGCAGGAAGCUCUCAGACACAGAUUCAAUGAAAGAGAGAUUGCCUUUAUUUGUCACAUGGACAUCGAAACAUCAAAAUAUGCAGUGAAACGCGUCAUUUGUGACAACGACCAACACAGUCCGAGGAUGUGCUGGGUACACACUGCAAGUCUCGCCGUGCUCCCAGUGCCAACAUAGCAAGUCCACAGCUUACUAACCCAAACCCAUAUGUCUUCGGAAUAUGGAAGAAACUGAAGCACUUGGGGUAAACCCACACAGUGAAGGCAAGAAGGUACCAGCCCUUACAGACAACGACAAGAAUUGAACCCCGAUCGGUGAUUGUUCUUGCUGUAAAACAUUGCGCUAAAUGCUAGGCGGGCUACCAUGCAGCCCUGCUGAUAGGGGAUCGAUUACCUAUUUCAGAAUGAGGGGAUCUCAGAGAUGCUGGUGUUCUCUAACCACCAUUAUUAUCAACAUUUUGGGUGGUAGGGGUUAAAGAUCUGAGAGGUAUAAAUGGUUGGUGGUGUCAGAAACCCCUGGUACCUAAACCAGACCUCAAUGCAUUAUAAGUUUCCGCAGAAUAAAGUUCAAAGUAAAUUUAUUAUCAAGGUACAAAUAUGUCACCAUAUGCUACCUUGAAAUUCACUUUCUUGCAGGCAUUUACAGGAAAAUAAAGCAUACAAUGACAUUUAUGAAAAACUAUAAAAUAGCAAGGAGUAAAAGCAACCAAUGUGCAAAGUAAGACAAAUUGUGCAAAUAACAAAAAAA